Messenger RNA from Knipowitschia caucasica, 798 nucleotides. The record is from the annotation of a GenBank genome assembly. Lineage: Eukaryota; Metazoa; Chordata; Actinopteri; Gobiiformes; Gobiidae.
AUGGCCACCCACGACCAGAGACCCCCACAGGAUAUUGACUGGAAGGAACAACUCAAGCGAGAGAUCAUGGACGAUGUCCAGGCCCAGAUGAAGGGGCUUACGAAAGAUAUUGUGGUGGAGCUUAAACCACUACUGCAGUCAGCCUCCCCACAACCUAGUUCUCCAAAUCCAACUUGGAACCGGCCGUACUCACCCAGACCCUACAAUGAUCGGGACGAACAGGGUAGACCUAUUUGUCACCGCUGCAGAAAAGCAGGUCGAUUUAAAAAAUUGGGGCGGCUUUACUAUAUCGACGAUUCGGACGUGCAUGGUACUAAUGACCUUGCCCUGACUGUGGAAGAGGACGGAGUUGUUCAGGUGGCUUUGGUGAAUGCUAACGUUGAGCCCUUAAGCUCCGAACUGCCUGCAGAGAAGAGCAUACUGGGGGACCGGCCCGAUUUGUCUGCACGACAGCAGGGGGAGCUCCACGCCCUACUACAGAAGUGGGAGAGUGUUUUCGCGCAGCACAAAGAGGAUUUUGGGCGGACAAACAUAGUGCAGCAUAGAAUCCCGACAGGGGAUGCUGCCCCCACUCGAGAGAGGUAUCGGCCGAUUCCACCCAUGCUGUACAAGGAGAUGAAGACCCUCCUCGCAGGGCUUGAGAUCUGCGCUGGACGGAAGGAACAAGCGCGGUUUGGGGGAAAGCUGAGAGGCCAAAUCGAGCAGUGGGAGAGCGAGGAGCUCUCCCUGUCAGUGAGUACCGCCAAACGCAGCACUCCGCUAUACGGAGUGGCCUUGGGCCUUAGCGGUUGGGUGUAG